This is a messenger RNA of Biomphalaria glabrata, 8597 nucleotides long. RefSeq lists its product as uncharacterized. The record is from RefSeq and is a predicted model, not a curated record. The transcript has 17 exons. The coding region runs from base 285 to 4214 and encodes 1309 amino acids. Gene Ontology annotation, molecular function: zinc ion binding; protein binding. NCBI's taxonomy places the organism in Eukaryota, Metazoa, Mollusca, Gastropoda, Planorbidae.
UGCAUUUCACAAGUUAUACAUUUUGAUAUAUACAACCAUCUUCGAUAACUAAGAAAAUUAUAUAUUUAUUAGCUCUAGCCAAAUUUCAUUUGAGUUGUAAGAACUAUAUUAUUUUGCGCGCAGCGUAGCAGUAUAUCGGUUUGUUUGGGCUAAAGCCCUGAAAAAUUGUGUUACUUAGAGCCAUCUUGUUUACAAUUGAAAUUUUUAAAAUUUCUACGUCUAGGCUCAUAUACCUUUUAAAUUACUAUUGCUUUAUUAAAGCAUAGGUUAAACAUAAACAAAAAAUGGAAGAGGAAGGACUGGUGAUUGCUGUACGAUUGUGUGAUAUUGAUGAAAAAGAACAACCAGAUCCCCUGUGUUUACGAUCUGAAGAUUUGGCAACAUGGCGACAUUUCGAGUCUUUGCUCAGAGAUAUGUUUAAUUCUCCUCCUGAUGCAAUACAAGUGUUUUAUUUGGAUGAUGAGAAUGACUGGGUUACACUCAGCAGUGAUGCAGAACUGAAGGAAGCCAUUACACUGACCAAAAAUUCUGAAGAAAUUCUGCAGUUGAAAGUUAAAAGAAUCGAUAAAGGAACAGUAACCAAACCAGAAUCUUCAGUUCAAACAAGUCAUGUAUCAGCUUUACAACCAAAUAGUAGCAACACUAUCUACUAUGUGCCAACAACUGACCCUGGUGGGGAUGUUUAUGAUAAAUUAGUGUACCCAUAUCCUCCAGCAGACAGCAGUGACUUAGGCAGAACCCAACCGGCCUGCCCACUUAUUGCAGAACCACAGGUGUUGGUCUAUCCUUACCCAAAAGAUGAAGCAUCUUCAACAAAUUCAGUAUUGCUUCAACCAUUGGCUCAAAAUGUUCCUGUUACAAAUGGCAUAACAGCCGUUUCUGACAGCGACACCCUAAGAGGUAGUACCACCCCUGAACAGCAUGGAGCGACAUUAAUUAUUCCUUGGGAACAGGCCAACUCCUUGAGCCUGGAGAAGAAAAUCUAUUACUUGAAAUCAAUGAUAUCAGGUUCUCAGACUUUAGAGAAGGAGCAGAGUACUCCAGAGAAAGCUAGAAACCCCAAUGAUGGAAUUCUUUUGUCUGAUUUUGCAAGUCUAAAUGAUGUAAUUGUUGAGCCACUCUGUGCAAAGCCUGGGUCCUUGGGCCAGAACUUUAUUCCCAAUCAGGACCCAUUUGAGCUGGAAUACGAGUCAGCCUCUGAAGAAAUAACACAGAGAUUCUCGCCAACUCUGAUCCCGACGUCAGCGGUGAAAAACCCUGAAAGCCAGCAGAGUGAGGCUUUUGUCAAAGAAAAAGAAGGUGGUACCAGCAGUGCUGCCAUGCCGGUAAAGCUGUUGGACUGGAUGUCAACUGUACAUUCAGCCAUGUCAUUCAAUGCCACCCCCCCUAACCCAUCCAACGCAGAAUCCCUCGCCUACUCGGCUGCCAUUCCUAAAUGUAAGCUUACCAAGAAAAUUGUAGAAAAGAGCAGCUUUGUUAAGCCUCUACCAAGGAACCUGAUGAUGAUGGAGGGGGCUCCAUCUGGGGCUAAUGCUGUGGCUAUUGAAAUGCCUUCAGAGCCAGAGUUCUUCAACCACCCAGUGAAUAAAGAGGAAGAAAUAGCUGCAAGCGGAGGAGCUUCGUCCAAUUCUGCCUCAGAGGAAACAGGGGAAGUUAUGACCAGAGCAGGGAGUGAUGCUGCUGCUGUUAGCAGAGAGAUGAAAGUAUUGUCCCAGUCAGCCGAGCUGCUUCACCUCUUGGUCUCCCAGAAAGCAGAGAAGAAGUCUACCAAGAGAAGUGAACUGAAAACAAAACCAUCUGCUAAAAAAGACAGGCCUCUCUCAGAGAAGAGAGAAAGAUCUGUCGGUGACAAAAAAGAAAAACCAUGUGACAAAAUGGAGCUAGUGGGUCUGAGGUCAGGGGCCAAAUGUGAAAAGAUCAAAGAACACAAGAAAAAAGAACAUUCUCACAAAGAAUCACACAAGAGGUCAGAAGAAAAGAAAGCGUUAACAGAAGACGUGGAGUCUGGUGAGAAGGUUAGGGUCAAGGAAGAGCCCACUUUGAAAAUGAGGGCUUUCAUCAAGUUGAUGGAACAGAUGAAACGAGACAUACACAAGAGCAUUGUUCAUGACAUGACCAAACAGACAGACCAUCUUCUGCAAGCCUUGAUCAACUCCCAGAAAGUACAGGCCAUCAUGGAUCCCACAAAUCUUGUGACUCACACUGGGAUAUACUGUGACAACUGCAAUGCUGUGAUUCAUGGGUUUCGUUACAAGUGUGGAAACUGCAUUGACUAUGACCUGUGUGAGGCUUGUGAGCAGCUCCCUAAUAUCCACCACCCCACUCAUGUGUUUCUCAAGCUGAAAUAUCCUGCCCGUGAAGCAGGUUGUGUUGGAGAUGAGAGGCGACCCCUACUGCGAGAAAAUAUUUAUCUGGUGGAGAAAGCCGUUGAGCCACCAUCAGAAAAUAUACAAUCUCUUGACACAGAAAGGUUGUUAGCACAAUUAAAGUUUGUGGGGGAUACAGACACAGCGGCUUCUAACAAGGGGAACGAACCUCAAGUGAUAAUUCUUUCAACCAUUUCUAAUCAAUCUCAAGAACUUUUUGAACAGGCUGAGAGCACAAUAGAGAGAGACACACAAAAUACAUUUUGCCUGGAUAUGGCUAAGGGCAUUGACUCUGACAGCGUAAAUAUUGAGCAGGAGGAAAAAGAAGUGAUCCCUCUCACCAGACUGAUUCCAGCUACACCCACAUCACAGAACUUAGAAGAACCAACCAGUCCAGCAGCCAGUGAGUCUAGCAGCAGUAGUAUCAUCUCUCUGUCAUAUUCAGCUCACAGCAUCCCACAGUUGGCACUGACUAAGGCCAAGACAGAGGAGACAGAUGCUGCAGUUGCCAGUCUUGAGUAUUUAGAGAUUUUGUUGCCAAGACGCCCAGAGUCGCCCAAUCAGCCCAUAUUUUUAGAGAUUGAGGAGGAUAGUUCCUUCCAGGAGUGGGACUCUGACACCAGUGAUGACUUUUGUAUCAUUGACCCAUCACACUCGUCUAUCUGUAGGGAAGAAUAUGAGGCACUACCUGGGGAAGAUCAUGAACAGAUUCAGAGCUCAUUCAGUUUUGAGCAGGAUGGAGCUAAUGAGGAGAGUGCAAGAUUUGGGGAUGUAGCCAAAGCAACUGGUAUCACUGAGCUUUUGCAGAAAGGAUCAGCUGUGACUGAGCCUGUGGUCUUUGUGUCAGCCCAGUCAGAGCCCGUGGUCUUUGUGUCAGAACAGUCAGAGACAGAACAGUUUGAGGAUCUGGAGAAAGUAGAGAGUGUACACAGUCUUCAAGAAGAAAACUUGGUCCACAAAAUGAACGAAGAAGAAAGAAUAAGAUACAAACAUUUACUUCAAGCUGAGCUGGAGGAAGAAAUGAAACAGAAGGAACUUGCUCAAGCAGAAAUGGAACGGGAGGAACGCGUGAGGAAAGAAGAGUUAGAGAGGUCUGAAAAGGAGCAGGAGUUUCGGGCAAUCUUGGAAGCCAAGGAGAGAGAAGCUGUGAUAAUCAACGAGUCACUGGAACAAGUGGCCAAACAAAAAGAAAUGGAAAAUGAUCAAGCCAAGAAACAGUUGUGUCAAAGUCCCAGCCAAUCAUUGGAUGAGACUACCACUAAACGAGAUGUUGAUUGUCAGACAAACCCAGAAGCAGUUCACCCUGCCAGUCAUAUCAUACAGAAUGUUGCCUCAGGGGUGUCUAAAGCUGCCACAACAGCCUUUUACACAGCUAAAGAUGUCUUCUAUUCUCUUCAGGCUAAACAAAAUGAAUGGAAGGUGCCAUCCUCCACAUAUAGACCUCCCCAGUCCAACUGGAAGCCUGCAGAGAGCACCUGGACCCCACCCACUGACGACUACAUUCCCCCUACCUCCAAGUGGAUCCCUCCUCCCAGUAGCUUCACUCUACCACCCACCUGUCUGGAGAACAGUGACUCGGAUCUUCAGACAGACGGGACAAAGGCAGACACUGUCGCCAUCAAGAGAACAUCAUCUGGCUCUCACCCAGUCACCCUUGUGGUCGGUUCAGACUCAGAGCUGACUCGUGAACUGAAGUGCAUGCAGCACCUUAUUGAGAUGGGAUUCGCUAACAGGGACAGGAACAGACAACUCCUUAGUAAGUUUAACUGUGACCUUGAGAAAGUGGUGCAAAGCCUCCUUCAGGAAGAAAGUGAAACCGGUGAACACUGGGCCAUACACAGGCACUGAGCUCAUUUACCCCAUUUUUGUUUUUACAUGUAUAGUAUAAUCUUGAUUUAAACCCAAGUGUACAUCUUAAGUUUUUAUCUUGUACACAGUUUAUUCUCCAUUCCCUACAUUCAUUGCUUGAAAUAUCAGCAGACGGGAUGUUUUGUGUUGGUACAUGGAUUUCUUUCAGUUUAAAUAGAUAACUUACUUAGAAGUCAAAACAAAUUGUAUGAUAACAGCUUUGCUAUCUAUUACCAGCUUGUUAAUUACAUGUAUUGUUGAAGCUCUGCUUGUAGGGUCCACUAUAGUAAGUAGCUAGAGAUACAUUGUUCAAUAUUCCAUUUUCUACCCUUAAACCAUGCAUUCAGUCCUUCAUUCACUUAAAAGCCAUCUUGUGGUUUGAGAAAUCUGUGUAACAUAUAAUGCCAUGUUUGGAGACCUAUAUAACCUGUAGUGUUCUUUGAAGCUUGUAUUAGACCUAUGUAACUUAUCAAUGAGGCUUAUAUUAGACCUAUAUUACUUGUAUUAUUCUAUGAAUCUUAUAAGAGAGCAAUGUAACUUGAAGUGUUCUAUGAAACUUAAAUUCAGACUGCUAUAUCUAAGCUUUUUUAUUCUGGCUUUGAUGUUGCUAUUAGUCAAAGUGAAUCAUUAAAAGCAAACAAUUAUCUUUUUUUUUUCAAAUUCAAAUUCGAAUUUUUAGUUGUUGUUUUUUUAAAUAAAAACUUAUUUCUAAUCAUCUUGAAUAACACUUUUACCUGUAUAUAGUUAACACCUCUUGUCCAAAACUCUGUAUUUGAAGCACAUUUUCACAUUAAAAAAUAUAAUGAGCUAUUGGCUUUUUUUUUGUAAAUAUGGUUUUGUAUUAUAUUAAAAACUUUCACACUGGGAUGGCAACAGCCUGUUAGUCAUUCUGUAGACGACAAUUCUCGGGGUUUGUAUUGCAGGUCAAUUCAUUUUGGAGUCAUUUUCUUGCCUUUUGUGAUUCCUAAUGAAGCUAGACUAAUAAUGUAUGUUUUGAAUAGUUUAAAAAAUCUAGCUUGAUCAAGAUUAUUUCAAAUCACAGAAGAGAAAUAUUCAAUUGUUGUGUGUUGAUAGUUUUGUGAUCUGAUGAUCUUAUCUAUAAAUAAGUCAACAUGAUAUAGAACUAAAUAAUCUUUCUAUGAACUUCUCUCUCUCUCCGUACCUGGUCAGUCUUUGUUUUCAUACAAAUUAUUCACUUGAAGUUCAUCAAAUUGUAUCUUCUUAUCUUAGAAAUUACAGAUGUUUCUUCAAAGAUUUACAGAUUACUUUCAAGAUUCUAUUAGUGUACAGUUCUAGUAAAAUUUAAGGAUUGUGUUGGUUAUAAUCUGGGGUUUUCAAUGAACUUGAUUCCUACCUUGUGAUCAUCUGUUUCUGUGUAUAAACACUAAAGAAGUCUUGUGUUUUUUUUCCUCUACUUCUCUAACCAGUAACUUGUCUCAUGAGUUCAUAGCUCUUAGAACAAGUUUCACAUUUCUUGUAGAGACUGUGGGAUACCUUUUUUGUUUGUUGUUUUUUAUUUGAUUUUUUUUUUAAACUUUAGUUUCUGUUGACAUAAAAAGUUUGACUUUAAAAUAAGGAAACAAUUUCAAAUGAUGAUAUUUCUAAUGUAAAUAUAUUGUUUUGUGUCUUUUCCUUCUUUAAAUAAAUUUACUUGACUCGUUUAUUUUGAUUACCUUCAAAAAGAACUUAUUUGAUCGACCAGCUUAAACUAUUUGAGCUUAAAUGUUUUAAUUACAUUUGGUGAUAUUUUGUCAACAAUAAUUGUGUGUCUUCGUCUUCACAUUAUGCCUUGGUUGUUAGAACUGAUAUUUCCCAUUUUGUGUUUUUGUGUAAAUAGCUCUAGGUGGCACAACAAAGUUUAGGGUUUGUUAUUUUUAUUACUAUAUCAGGUAGUGUGAACAUUUGAACUUUCAUCAACAAAAUAGUUUGAAACCAAAUGUUCUAUUCUUUCCAUGAAGACAUUGUUCUUUUUAUCCAUCUGAAUAUUUUUCAAUUUCACUUUAUGGCAAUAUGUUGUUGAUGUAGCUUUUGUCCUUUUCAGUUGAUUUAAAAUGUUUGUAAAAUGUUUUACAUGUUUCGGAUGUUCCUUCAGAGUUGAAGAUAAUUACUUCCUAGUCCAAACCUCCCGCAGGACGACGGGGGAUGGGAGCGGGCAGGGUUUGAACCCUUGACCGUCGAUAAAUCUGAACGACAGUCCAGCGCGCAAACCGCACAACCAGUAUUCUAAUGUUCAAACUCACCUCUCUCUCUCUCCCCCCCCCCCCCCAAUCUAAUAAAUCCUUGCACUAAAAAUGUCUCUCAGUUUUAAAAAGAUAUAGAGACUGCAUUAGGACAUCGCUACCCUUAGAAUUCUGAUGUCAUUUACAUAGCACAUUCUGUUUGGAAUCUAUUUCAUACCUUGGUAUCUCAUUACAAUCAUUUUAAAUUUACUUAGUUUUUUAUACAACUCAGCACAAGUAGCAUAUACUUUCAUGUUUCAGAUAUACUCCCUCAUUAUUUGUUGUAAAUUUUUAUUUCAGUUGUUUAGUUCUUUUUUUUUUCUAUCUUCAAAAAAGAAGUUUAUAUUUCAUAUGCGUAUUUGGUUGUGGGUUAUCUCCCUUUUCCCUUGCCAUCAAAUGUAAUUAAGCUGUUAUCAUCUCCCCGUUUAAGUUCUCAUUAUAUCUCUGGCUUUUCAAAGAUACAAAAGCAUCGCUUGGAUUGUUUGCUUCAUUGUUGAUCAUUUUUGUUUGUGAAGCAUAAUCCUGUCAGUGAAACUAAAUGUAGACUGUUGUUCAGGUCAAAGAGUUUGAAUGGAAAAAAAUUUUUCUUGAAUUGUCUAGUUUUCAGAAACAGUAAGCUUUUGUUCAUAUCAUUCCUUCUUGGUGUUUUGUUUUGGAUGUUGGUAGCAUUGCUUGUUUGUUUUAAUAUUCACAGAAGAUGUAACCCACCAUGAAGCUAUAAUAUGGAAACUGUUUUAGCUCUCAGGAUAUAAGAUUUGAGAUUCAAUAGAUCUAUGGAUCUGAAAUAACUUUCUCUAGUUUUAAAAUGGGGUUAACAGUUUUUAGCAGUGUGGUUAUUAGGUCAAGUGAAAUUGAGUUUUCAAACUCUCUUAGGUGAAGAGCAUUGCAUGAUUUGCAAAAAAAACACAGCAUUUCCUUAGGAUCAGUUGAUGCUGAAACACUUUAUAGCUUUUAUAGGUGAAAGGAGCUCCUUGUUAUUAAAACAAGAUUUGAAUGACAAUGUCUUCAAUUCUGAAGAUUAAUCGAUGAGUGCAGUGUUUCACAUUAAUUACUCAAACCCAGUUGCACCUGCAUAUUUUUUCCACAUCUGAUGCAAAGCCAUUGUCUGCCAGGGGUCUAGUUGAGUUUUCUUAAUGUUGUCUUAGCCUGUCUUAUACAUGGGCUUUCCUCUGGACCUUAAGAAAUAGACAUUUAAGAAAAAAUUAAUUCCUAUAUUCAAUUAAUAAUUACUUUUGGCAUUGAAAAAUAAAAUAAAUCAGCCUGUAUAGAGAUAGAAGCCAUGGCAUUUGCUUAUUAGCAAGAUGCUUCAUCAGUUUAGCUAACCAGCCAUACUAUAUGUGAAAUUUUAGCUUGAAAUAAAGGAGUAUAUUUUUUUAAAAUCUUAUCUUUCAACCACCUUCCACCGUUUGACUAUAAAGAAAGUGUAAGUUAAUAGUAGGGCUAGAAAAAAAAAAGAAGCACUAUUUAGUCACACCUUUGAAAUCACUAUUUUAGUCCAGAGUCUUUCAUUUAAAACUUUCAUCUAGUUUUUUAUUUGGCACUUACAAAACUUUCUAGUUGUCAGAAAGUAAAUACUUGUAAGUUUUGUUCCAUAUCUUUAUGGCAGUGAUCCAAGUUUCUAUUUGCUUCUGAACCAGCCUUGACACUGCUUUUGGUUUUGUUUGGAAAAGUUAUUUUUAAACCAAACAGUCAAUUACUAACUUUUAACCAGGAUAUGAACUUCAGAAUGUAUUGGACCACCUUAUUUAUUAUUGUAUAUUGAUUAGAAUUUAUUUAAAAAACUGCAACUUGAGGAGUAUCAUUUUUUUUUUUUAAAUAACAGAACCAUCAUUGUUGGUAUAUUAUGGUAUAAGAGUUUCUAUUUGCAGUCAGAAUCAUUGUAGAGUAAGUGAUGACUCAUACUUAAUAAUUUAAUAACAGACAUAGCCCCACUAAAACUCUGUAAUGUUAGAUUUCUGUAUCCUCUGUGGUAUUCUAACAUGACCUAUGUAUUCAGAACUGUGGUACUCACUAUCAUGACCUAUAUAUAUAUUCAUAGCUUUUAGCAGUUGUUUUUUCUGUGUACUCUAUUUGUUUAUUUGUUGUUGUUAUUGUUGCUGUGAAAACAGAUGCACAGUGUGUGAUUGUAAAAAGAAAAGAAUAAAGUAUGCUUUCAUUCACUACA